Messenger RNA from Erigeron canadensis, 1626 nucleotides. RefSeq lists its product as uncharacterized. The record is from RefSeq and is a predicted model, not a curated record. The transcript is spliced from 2 exons. Lineage: Eukaryota; Viridiplantae; Streptophyta; Magnoliopsida; Asterales; Asteraceae. The coding region runs from base 204 to 1532 and encodes 442 amino acids.
AUAGUUGCUUGCUUAUAUAUACACACAUACUAGGUCAAAGAUUUGACUUUUUGUUAGUCACAAUCUCAACAGAUGUUAAAAUAUCAUCUCAUAAUAACUUCAAUCCAAGAUGGUUUUUAUUUUGUUAUGGUUGUAUUCAAUAUAAAAAAAAUUCAUGAUUCUUGAAGAACAGGCAUAUACCCUCUAAAAAAAACCACACAAAUAUGCCUGCAGUUUGGAUUUCGAUAAGAAAAUCACUGCAAUGCCAAUCAAGACCAACAGAUGUUCAUGAACCAAGUUUUCAAAGGAAGAAUCUUAGCAAAAUAGUAACUAAAUCAAAGAAAUCAUCAACAUCAAAUGGAACAAAAUCGGGAUGUUCAAGAUCUUUAGCAAAUCUUAAAGAUGUCAUCCAUGGAAGCAAGAGGCAUAUGGAGGAAAAACCAUCAGCAAUGGAAACAACUACUACAACAAAUGCUAGUCCAAGAUCCAUUGGAAGUUCAGAACUUUUGAACCCAAUUGCCCAUGAAGUCGUUUUAUCGAAUUCAAAUUGUGAACUUAAGAUCACAGGAUUUGGUUCCUUGCAAGAUCAUGGAAACAGCGGAAAUGAUGAUGAGGGUGUAUCAUCAAGAUUUGAAGGUACCCUUAAACCCGGGACGCCUGGCCCUCAACAAUAUCAUCAUCAUAAACCAAUUAGAUCACCACUUACUAAUCGAAUAAAUCCUAACGGGUUUUCAAGGGUUGGUAAUAGAGGUUUUGGGUCAGGCAAUAUUGGUGCUAGUAAUCCUGCAAAGACAAGAGCUUCUUUCGAUGGAGAUAGUCAUGCGAUUUUUAGUUUGGCAUGUCAUAAAUGUGGUGAGCAAUUUGCGAAAUGGGAAGCUCUUGAGUUUCACCAUCUCUCAAAACAUGCUGUUACUGAGCUCAUAGAAGGAGAUUCAUCUAGAAGAAUUGUAGAAUUAAUCUACAAAACAAGUUGGUCAAAAUCACAAUCACAUUCAGGAGGAAUAGAAAGAAUCCUUAAGGUCCACAACAUGCAAAGAACAUUAUCUGAAUUCGAAGAACACCGAGAAACUGUCAAAGUAAAAGCUAGCAAACUCCCAAAGAAGCACCCGCGUUGUCUGGCUGAUGGAAACGAGCUACUAAGGUUCCACGGGACAUUAGUUGAAUGCAACCUUGGCCACCACGGAUCCUCUACGCUUUGUCUUUCAAAUACGUGCAACGUUUGUCAAAUUCUAAGGCACGGUUUUAAGAUCAAGAAAAGUAGUAAUAACAAAAAUGAAAUUGGGAGUGUUUUUACUACUUCAACAAGUCAAAGAGCUUUUGACGCCAUUAAUGCCAACAAUAGUUCUCAUUUGAGGAAAGCUUUAAUAGUUUGUAGAGUGAUUGCUGGGAGGGUUCAUAAGCCAUUGGACAACAUUCAAGAACUUGGUAAUCUAUCCGGGUUUGAUUCCUUGGCUGGAAAAGUUGGGAUUUAUUCGAAUAUUGAAGAACUAUACUUGCUUGAUUCUAAAUCAUUGCUUCCUUGCUUUGUUAUAAUUUGCAAGCCACAAGUGUAAAAGAGGGAACUUUGUGAAUUGUGAUCUAAUAUUCUACUCCUGAUAGUUUUGUUUUUUGAGUAUUUUCUAAAUUAAUGUUUUCAAUUCUGUCUAA